Schistocerca gregaria is the source of this 234-nucleotide messenger RNA. Its product is annotated as defensin-like. The transcript has 2 exons. Gene Ontology annotation, biological process: humoral immune response; defense response to bacterium. The coding region runs from base 1 to 234 and encodes 77 amino acids. NCBI's taxonomy places the organism in Eukaryota, Metazoa, Arthropoda, Insecta, Orthoptera, Acrididae. The record is from RefSeq and is a predicted model, not a curated record.
AUGAGAAGCUUUAUAACUUUCGUUCUUCUCGCCCUGGUCGCCAUCCCGGCUAUUACAUCUGCUGCUCCAGUGGCAGGGGAGGAUGGUCACGGCGACCGCCACGUGCGCGCCACGUGUGACCUGCUGAGUGCCUUCGGCGUAGGGGACUCUGCCUGCGCCGCGCGCUGCAUCGGCACGCGGAAAGGCUUCAGGGGCGGCUACUGCGAUAAGGGCGUCUGCCACUGCCGAAAGUAG